This is a messenger RNA of Hypoxylon trugodes, 1724 nucleotides long. Its product is annotated as protein phosphatases PP1 regulatory subunit sds22. The transcript is spliced from 3 exons. The record is from RefSeq and is a predicted model, not a curated record. Gene Ontology annotation, molecular function: protein binding. The coding region runs from base 110 to 1372 and encodes 420 amino acids. NCBI's taxonomy places the organism in Eukaryota, Fungi, Ascomycota, Sordariomycetes, Xylariales, Hypoxylaceae.
CUCUGCACCUGUACCAAGCUUAAUUAGGUACUUCCCGUACAUACGACAUUACCUACCCACCUUUUAGCGCAGCAACUUUACGCAAGACCAAACCGAAACUCGCGCCGUCAUGUCUCCCAACAUUCUACAACUUUCUUCCUGUUUAGCGUGCCCGCCUCCGACUCCGCGCUUCUUCAUCUUCCGUCCGUCUUCGCAACACAUCACCAAAUCCUGCAUAAUGCCCGGUCAAAUCAACGGAGAGACGGGUCACGCGGUACCCUCCCACCCCCAUCACAUUGAAGUGAUUGAGGACGAGUCUCGUUCCGAGAAGGGGGAUAACCAACCUAGCCCUGGAUUGAGGGAUAGCAAGGGUUGGGAUGGCAAGCUGCGUAUUGACCGCAACGCUCUGCUGCAGAACCCCGAAGCGCUUUCCGACCCUGAAUAUUCGGACGAGGAUCAUGUAGUUCCUGGCCAAGAGAUCGAUGCUGACGAAGACCUCCUAGAUGAUGAAGAUCCCGACACCGAUGAUAUUAGUCUAGCACAUUCACGAAUCGCCUCUAUUCCCGCUCUUCGACUCGAGCGAUUUAAGAAGGUUGCACGACUCUGUCUACGACAAAAUCUCGUCCAACACAUUGAGGGGCUAUCAAGUCUAGGACCCACCUUAGAGGAACUGGACCUAUACGAUAACCUCAUUUCGCAUGUCAGGGGCUUGGAUGACCUAACUAAUCUCAACACACUCGACCUAAGCUUCAAUAAGAUCAAACACAUCAAACAUAUCGAUCAUCUAACUGAACUUACCGAUCUUUUCUUCGUUUCCAACAAGAUUACCACUAUCGACGGACUGUCAACAUUAACAAAACUCCGACAACUCGAGUUGGGAUCCAACAGGAUAAGAGAGAUAAAGAACCUCGAUGCGUUAAAGAACUUAGAGGAGCUAUGGCUGGCGAAAAACAAAAUCACCGAGCUUAAGGGCCUCGCCGGUUUACCGAAGUUAAGGCUCCUAAGCAUUCAAUCCAACCGGAUCAAGGACCUAACUCCCCUACGCGAAGCCCCUCAAUUAGAAGAGCUCUACAUAUCACACAAUGCUCUCGAGAGCAUUGCCGGUCUAGACGGAAACCCCAAUCUAACGAUCAUCGAUAUCUCCAAUAAUGCGAUCAAGAGUCUGAAGGGUCUCAGUAAUCUUAAGAACAUCGAAGAAGUUUGGGCCAGCUACAACCAACUGUCCGACUUCGCCGAUAUCGAGCGGGAGUUGGCGGAUAAAGAGAAUUUGACAACGGUAUACUUCGAAGGCAACCCAGUUCAAUUGCGGCAGCCCGCUUUGUAUCGAAACAAAGUACGACUAGCGCUGCCGCAAGUCCAGCAGAUCGAUGCUACCUUCGUGAAGACGGUCUAAUUAUACCUCCACAUUAAGACAAGAUGUUUUAAAUGCGAGGUUUUUGAUAUUGCAUAGCAUUGGCGUUUGGGGGGUAUUCUACUAUUACAAAAAACUAACUUGGGGUCAACAAGCGAGCCCUCGCUGCAGUGUUGGGAUAAGCCUCCAUGUAGGCAGCUGGCAAUGAGUAUAUGAAUUUCAAUACUGUAAAGGGAGGGCGAGGAAACCAUUUCAAAACAAAAGAGCCAAACAGUGCUCAAUGCUGAAUUUGUGUCGAAGAUAUCCAUAAGCUCACGCGAAUGGGAAUUCCCAAGUUUCAGGGUACAUUGAUCCAGUCGAAUUUGAUAUCACGAUACAGGUCAAAAAGCCUAAU